AUGCGUAAUAAGAAACAUGGCACUAAAAGGAUACCUUGCAUCAAGAUUAGGCCCAACGAUCACAAAUACAAUGUGGUGAAUUCGUGCAACGGCUUCCUUUGUUUGUCUGAACCAAUUUUUAAUGACCCAGUUGUUGUCUGCAACCCUGUAACAGGCGAGUUUAUGCACCUUCCUGAAGCUUCUAAGCAGGAGAACCAAAAGGUUACCAUCCACUGCGGAAUUGGUUUCAGUCCAAAAGCUAACAGAUAUAAGGUGGUGCGAAUCUUUGAUCACGGGUCACCUCAUCCUAUUACGAUGGCUGAGGUACACACUCUUGGGUCAAGUUCAUGGAAACUCAUUGGUAGUUGUCCCUGCUCAUCAUAUAACCAGCUAGCGUUCCCCACCUAUAUUGAAGGAGCACUUUAUUGGUUUUACAAUGAUCCUUUAAAAUAUGUCAUACUUUCAUUUGACUUGGACAGUGAGAACUUCCAAUCACUUCCACCACUGCCUUUUCAACGAGAGCAAUAUCGUAAUGUGAGCAUGGGAGUUUUGGGAAAUUGCCUUUGUGUCUGUGAUGCUCAUGGUAUUCAUAUCAAUUUGUGGGUACUGAAAAAUCAUGGUGCAAAAAGAUCUUGGAGGAGGAAGAUUUCUAUUGAAACAGAUCAUUCUGGGUUUGAUGGUGAAAGGUGGCCUUCUGGCUUAUAUAAACCAAUGAAAUACUGUAAGGAUGGGGGCUUGUUGAUGUUUAACUAUCGUACUAAUGCGUUGAUUUACCAUCACCCAAAAACCCACAGAUUUAUUUAUCUCAAGCUUCGUGGGAUCAAGUCAAAAUUUUCAGCUAUCAGUCAUGUUCCAAGCUUUAUUUCACUCAAGGACAUUUUGGUGGGGGAUGAUGUCAACAUACUGAAUAUAAAUUCAAGGUGUGCACAGAUGAAGCUGCUAGGAGAGACAAGAGCUCUUUUUCUGGAGGAAGAAAUUGCAGAUUUAGCAUCAGACUUUUUCACGUCUGAGAGUAGCGAUGAAGACUAAAAUAGAUCUGGAGGGCUGAGUGUCGAGUGCACUGUGCCCCAUUUUGCUGAAGGAUUAUAAGUGGCUGUAGUAUCUAUGUAGUUGGAACCUUGAUUCCUCUCACCUAAACUGACCCGCUACUAUUUUGUUCUAAGCUACUUUUGUUAGUCUUGCGUCCGAAAUUUACUUA
Messenger RNA from Rosa rugosa (rugosa rose), 1177 nucleotides. RefSeq names its product F-box protein At3g07870-like. The transcript is spliced from 2 exons. The record is from RefSeq and is a predicted model, not a curated record. NCBI's taxonomy places the organism in Eukaryota, Viridiplantae, Streptophyta, Magnoliopsida, Rosales, Rosaceae. The coding region runs from base 1 to 1008 and encodes 335 amino acids.